AAACAUCUACAUCAUAAACACACCCACACCAGAAACACUCUAGAGACGCUUCAUCUUUCUGUGUUAAAUACUUUCUCUCUGUCCUGUUGAUAAUAGUUUGGUGAUAAAAACCUUCACAAAUGUGUCAGAAAAUGUCUCGUCUGAUAGUUCUUCUGUCUUUAUUCUUCUGCCAUUCAAACGGUGUGUUUGGUGAUGAAGUGAAGGCAGUGUCAGUGAUGGAGGGACAUUCUGUUACUCUACACACUGAUACUCAACUACACACACAUGAUGUGAUCGAGUGGAGGUUUGGUGUUCAGAGUCCAGAUGAGAUUAUAGCUGAAAUCAACAAAGAAGCCAAAACAAAACCAUUUAUUAUUGAGAGAUUGAAGAAUCAUGUAGAGAUAGAUGAUCAGACUGGAUCUCUCAUCAUCACAAACAUCACAACUCAACACACUGGACGCUAUGAACUAGAGAUCAUUGGAAAUACUUUUCAAAACAAACACUUCAAUCUGACUGUCUAUGCGGGUCUGUCUGUUCCUGUCAUCAUCAGAGACUGUUCUUCAUCAUCUUCAUCAUCAAAAUGUGUGUUGUUGUGUUCAGUGGUGAAUGUGUCACAUGUGAGUGUCUCCUGGUAUAAUGGAAGCCGUGUUCACUCCAGCAUCAGUGUGUCUGAUGUUAAAACAACCGCAUCUUUGCAUCUGGAGGUGGAAUAUCAAGACAACAACACAUACAGUUGUGUCAUCAACAAUUCAAUCACAAACCUCACACAACAUCUACACAUCGAUCAUGUCUGUCACACGUGUGAAGUUUGGGUCGAGUGCUGUGGUCGUACUGAAGCUGUGAUCCGAUUGGUCGUCUCUGCUGUAGUGGGUGUGGCUACUGUUGCUGUUCUGGUUUAUGACAUCACAUCCAGAUGAGAAUCACCAUUAAACUGUUGUGGUCUCAUCACACGUGUGGUCUCAUGUGUCCAGUGGACAAGUUUGUUCCUAAGAGCUCGUCUGAA
This is a messenger RNA of Triplophysa dalaica, 982 nucleotides long. RefSeq lists its product as uncharacterized. Lineage: Eukaryota; Metazoa; Chordata; Actinopteri; Cypriniformes; Nemacheilidae. Bases 120 to 896 code for a protein of 258 amino acids. The transcript is spliced from 4 exons. The record is from RefSeq and is a predicted model, not a curated record.